AUGGGGGGAAAAGGUGGCAAGGGAGUCUCUAGGCUGAGAAUGGGGUCCUGGAACAUAGGAACUUUGACAGGAAAGUCUAUAGAGUUAGCGAAGAUCCUCCAGAAGAGGAAGAUCAACAUAGCUUGUGUCCAUGAGACUAGAUGGGUGGGGUCAAAGGCUCGAGAUAUUGAUGGGUUUAAAUUGUGGGUCUCAGGACGCGAGAGGGGUAAGAAUGGGGUAGGUAUCUUGGUUGACAAGGAUCUUAGGGAGCUAGUGGUAGAACUUAGGAGGGUUAACGACAGGCUGAUGGAUAUUAAACUAGUUGUGGGAGGGUCUACUUUAAAUGUGAUUAGUGCUUACGCGCCUCAAGUGGGUUUGGACGAGGAGAUUAAGAGGUGCUUCUGCGAUGAAUUUGACGGGUUGGGAGACAUCUGGGGGUAUGCCAGUGUGCAUGGCGGCUUAGGCUUUGGAGUUAAGAACGAUGGAGGUACUUCAUUGUUGGACUGUGCUAAAGCCUUUGAUUUGGUGAUUUCCAACUCAUGUUUUUCGAAGAGGGAUGAGAGUAGUGGAAAAAGAGCCACUACGAUGAAAUUCAACUCAAGGAGAAGUGAUCUGAAUAAGGACAAAAAUCAGGCACAGAAGCUCAAGUGCGGACCGCAGAUUUUUAUCUGCGGCCACAGAAUGUGA
Messenger RNA from Nicotiana tabacum (common tobacco), 666 nucleotides. Lineage: Eukaryota; Viridiplantae; Streptophyta; Magnoliopsida; Solanales; Solanaceae. The record is from RefSeq and is a predicted model, not a curated record.